Messenger RNA from Platichthys flesus (European flounder), 1556 nucleotides. RefSeq names its product arylalkylamine N-acetyltransferase 1 (gene aanat1). Gene Ontology annotation, molecular function: aralkylamine N-acetyltransferase activity. NCBI's taxonomy places the organism in Eukaryota, Metazoa, Chordata, Actinopteri, Pleuronectiformes, Pleuronectidae. Bases 232 to 840 code for a protein of 202 amino acids. The transcript is spliced from 3 exons. Gene Ontology annotation, biological process: circadian rhythm; response to light stimulus. The record is from RefSeq and is a predicted model, not a curated record. Gene Ontology annotation, cellular component: cytoplasm.
CCAGGAUUAUAACCCAACCAGCCCCCGAGCGCACCGAGGCUAUAAAUACUGGACGUGCCUCUUUCUGCGCUCAGACUUAACGCGCCGCGGAGCUGGUUACGCACGAGUCAAGCUGUUGGAAGAGCGGACGUUUUUACUUAUAGAACAGACCAGCAGCAAGUCCAAGAUUUAAAUCUUAGCAUCUCCGUUUUUAAUUCACUUUAAAAGGCGUUUUGAAGAGACGAGACGACCAUGUCAGUGGUCAGCGCGUUGCCGUUCAUGAGGCCGCUCCACAUGCCCUCUUCGGUGCCGCGGGGCCGCCGCCACACGCUGCCGGCCAGUGAGUUCCGCUCCCUCAGCCCGGAGGAUGCGAUCAGCGUGUUCGAGAUAGAGAGAGAAGCCUUCAUCUCAGUGUCCGGUGAGUGCCCCCUCCACCUGGAUGAGGUGCGUCACUUCCUCACCCUGUGUCCAGAGCUGUCUCUUGGCUGGUUCGAGGAGGGACGCCUUGUGGCUUUUGUCAUCGGCUCUCUGUGGGACCAGGAGAGGCUUACCAUGGAUGCCCUGACUCUCCAUAAGCCUCACGGCCCCACUGUGCACAUCCACGUCCUGGCCGUCCACCGGACCUUCCGUCAGCAGGGAAAAGGCUCCAUCCUGAUGUGGCGCUACCUGCAGUACCUCAGGUGCCUGCCCUACGUCCGCCGUGCCGUGCUCAUGUGCGAGGACUUCCUGGUUCCCUUCUACCAGAAGUCGGGUUUCAAGGUGCAGGGCCCCAGUAAGAUCACAGUGGGGCCCCUCACAUUCAUCGAGAUGCUGUACCCGGUCAGGGGCCACGCCUUUAUGCGACGUAACAGCGGUGUUUGAGGAAAUACGUGAAGUUUCGUGGAUUCACCUGUGGUUAUCCCUGUGGGAACAGUCGAGGGAACGUUUGAGCAGCCAUGUUGUUCGUGAGCGAUGGACACAGUGGUUGUGUUUGUGAACGUCACUGUGAGAGACACUUGUUCAGCACACGGUGUGGUGUGUCUUCUCACUGGGAGUCUGCACAGAGCCGAGAGCAGAGCGCUGCCGUCCAACAACCGGCAACAGCUGUCUGCAAAAGUCUUCGGAAAAUAACAAAACAAAAUCUCUCUUUGCUUUUUAGUCUAUUUAGGACAUAUAAACCAAAUCAUUAGAGCAGGACUAUAAACCCUUAUUUCAGUUCUCGGCAUGUUUUUAUAUAAAACAAUUUUCUUUGUUAUGAUAAAUGCUGGACAUUUAUCAUAGUCACUAGAACGAGCUGCCUUGUUUUUUAUUCUUGUUAUUUAACCAGUCUGUAACAUGGUCUCUGACUCAUGAUCUGUGAGGGUCACAGACACCGGCUUAUUUUCUUUUCUUUUUUUUCAUUUUACUUUAUAUAGUGAUGGCCACUGCGUUUAGAGAAGAAGCCACAAGGAUCAUUUUGAGACAAUAAAACUGGUAUAUAUCCAAAAUAUAGCCUGUAAUAGAAUGUUAUAGUGUAUUUCAAUAUCCUAAAUAUAUGAAAAUAUAUAAUCUCUCCUUUAGUUUCCACUCGUCACCACCUCUGCCUCCCAGUCUUGAAU